CCGAGAUUAAAAAAUCAAAGGAUGCCCUUCUCUUAUAUUUAGGGUUUCGCUGCCACUCUCCACACAGCAAACCCUAGUUAGUACUCACAAGAAAUCGCAUCUUUGAGCCAUGGGGGCUUACACAUACGUGUCGGAGCUAUGGAGGAAGAAGCAGUCAGAUGUGAUGAGGUUCUUGCUAAGGGUGAGGUGUUGGGAGUACCGUCAGCUUCCUUCUAUUGUUCGUGUCACUCACCCCACUCGCCCUGACAAGGCUCGCCGAUUGGGCUACAAGGCCAAGCAGGGCUAUGUGGUCUACCGUGUCCGUAUUAGGCGAGGUGGCCGCAAGAGGCCAGUUCCCAAGGGUAUUGUGUAUGGUAAGCCCACAAACCAGGGUGUUACCCAACUGAAGUUCCAGCGCAGCAAGAGGUCAGUUGCAGAGGAACGUGCUGGUCGAAAGUUGGGUGGUCUUAAGGUUGUCAAUUCGUACUGGAUUAAUGAGGAUUCAACUUACAAGUACUUCGAGGUAAUCCUGGUUGAUCCUGCUCAUAAUGCCAUCCGAAAUGACCCAAGAAUCAACUGGAUCUGCAACCCUGUACACAAGCACAGGGAACUCCGCGGUCUCACUUCUGCAGGAAAGAAAUACAGGGGUCUACGUGGAAAGGGACACAGGCACCACAAGGCGCGUCCUUCUCGCAGGGCAACCUGGAAGAGAAACAACACCCUCUCCCUCCGCCGUUACCGUUGAUUUUGCUGAUAUAUCUUGGUUUUUUUUGCACUGCUAUCUGGAUUUUGUUUGAAAGACAGCAAUAUCUCCUAUCUGAGUUUGAAAUUUUGUUGCUUGUAAGACAUCUUAAACAUGUUCCAGCUAAAUGGUUUAGACUCAUACGUAUGGAAAUGUUGGUUUAUGCAUUGCUUUUUAUAAAUUGCUUAAACAUGAAUUUUUUUCUA
Molecule: messenger RNA, 927 nt
Organism: Cornus florida
Lineage: Eukaryota; Viridiplantae; Streptophyta; Magnoliopsida; Cornales; Cornaceae
Product: large ribosomal subunit protein eL15-like
Exons: 4
Coding region: 110-724 (204 amino acids)
Biological process (GO): cytoplasmic translation
Cellular component (GO): ribosome; cytosolic large ribosomal subunit
Molecular function (GO): structural constituent of ribosome; RNA binding
Source: RefSeq, a predicted model, not a curated record